Microbotryum saponariae is the source of this 246-nucleotide messenger RNA. The record is from the annotation of a GenBank genome assembly. NCBI's taxonomy places the organism in Eukaryota, Fungi, Basidiomycota, Microbotryomycetes, Microbotryales, Microbotryaceae.
AUGCUUGAUAUGGUGUUCAGGCACCCAUCGUACUUUAUGCCCGAAGACUCUCUCGGAGCACACCAGGCAACAGAAGAGAAGGGAACAAGCGUCGGUGAAGUAAACAUUCCAUUCAGAACGGUGCUCGGUCUUGAACUGAUCGGAUGCUGGCGCAAAAUGCGAUGUCACUUUACCGGGUUCUUCUUGUUCGGGUUCGGGAUGCAGCGGUGGACGUCUGUGAAGCGUUUGUUUAGAGUCAGUCGCUGA